This is a messenger RNA of Pieris brassicae (large cabbage white), 2139 nucleotides long. RefSeq names its product cytochrome P450 9e2-like. The coding region runs from base 241 to 1833 and encodes 530 amino acids. NCBI's taxonomy places the organism in Eukaryota, Metazoa, Arthropoda, Insecta, Lepidoptera, Pieridae. The record is from RefSeq and is a predicted model, not a curated record. The transcript has 12 exons. Gene Ontology annotation, molecular function: monooxygenase activity; iron ion binding; heme binding.
UAGUGUCGUAUACUCUGACUCAUUUAAGGUGUUCUAUUCAGUAGAGUCGGUUCUAUAUUUAGAGCUUUAAGAAGUAGAAAAAUAAUAAACUGUGAGUAAUAUUAUUUGCGGUCCACGUUCAAGCAAGCAGGCGCAGUAGACUCGGGCUGAUCUUGUCAGUAUAGCACUGACUUCCAGAGAGUCUAGGACGUGAAUAUACAAACAACAUAGAAGUAUCAAGUAUGUGUUUUGUUUUAGAUUAUGCUUUUCCUUAUAUGGACCGGGGUGCUCAUCGCAGUUAUAUAUGUUUAUCUUCGACGAAUUUAUUCGAGAUUCACACCGUACGAUGUUAAGCAAUUUCCACCGUUGCUAUUCAUUGGCAACGUAUUACCUCUAAUCCUGCGCAAGAUGCACUUUGUAGAGGAUUUGUCACGUUAUUAUGAUAGCUUUCCUGAAGAAAGAUUUGUUGGUAAAUAUGAAUUCACAAAUCCCAUUAUAAUUGUGCGUGACAUGGAACUCAUUAAAAAGAUAACUAUUAAAGAUUUCGAUUACUUUCUGGAUCAUCGAGGAUUUACAGAUGAGAAGGUAGAGCCUGUAUUCGCAAGGAAUCUUUUUUCAUUGAGAGGUGAUGAAUGGAAGGAUAUGAGAUCAACUUUGAGUCCAGCUUUCACCAGCUCAAAGAUACGAGUGAUGGUGCCUUUUAUGGAGGAAGUGGGAAACCAAAUGAUGGCCGUGUUGAAAAAGCAAAUAAAAGCGAAUGGAGGCAAACCAGUUGAAAUAGACUCUAGGGACUUGACUCGCCGCUAUGCAAAUGACGUCAUUGCUACAUGUGCUUUUGGCCUUAAAGUGGAUUCGUACACCGAGGGUGAUACUAAAUUUUUCGAAAUGGGAAAAAAUGCUGCACAAUUUAAAAUGAGACAAAUGAUCAUGUUCUUUGCGUAUAGUGCGUUUCCCGCUCUUGUUAAGUUUAUGAAAAUGACGCUAUUUUCUAAAGAAACAACUUCAUUCUUCAGAAAUUUAGUAAUCGAUACAAUGAGAAACAGGGAAGCACACAAUAUACUACGACCUGACAUGAUACAUCUUCUGAUGGAAGCCAAGAAAGGGCAACUGAACCACGAUGAGAAGUCUAAAGAACGUGAUGCUGGCUUCGCAACUGUAGAGGAAUCUGCUGUUGGAAAGAGGCAUAUUAAUCGAACCUGGUCGGACAAUGAUCUAAUAGCUCAGGCUAUGCUUUUCUUCAUCGCCGGUUUUGAAGGUACAUCUGCCGCUAUGUCUUUUGCGUUACGAGAGUUGGCACUGCACAAAGAUAUCCAAGACCAGCUAGCUAAGGAUAUUCGAGAAGACUCCAAGAGAAACAAUGGAAAAAUUGACUAUAUGUCGAUUCAGGAUCUACCUUACUUAGAUAAGGUUGUUUCGGAGGUGUUAAGAUUAUGGACUCCGGGCUUCCAAUUAGACAGAAUCUGUACCAAACCUUACAAUUUAGGGAGGCCAAAUAAUAAUACUGACAAGGAAUAUAUUCUACAAAAAGGUGAACAGAUUAUAAUACCAGUAUGGUGUCUCCAUCGGAACCCUGAGUUCUUCCCAGACCCAGAGAAAUUUGAUCCAGAGCGAUUCGCUGAUGACAAGAAGGACCUCAUUAAGCCUAUGACAUAUAUGCCAUUUGGGGUUGGGCCCAGAAAUUGUAUCGGAUCACGAUUCGCGCUAUUGGAGAUUAAGAUGCUAAUCUAUCAGAUUCUGCUGCAUAUGGAAGUUCUGCCAUCAGAGAAAACUGUCUUGAACCCUGUUUUUUCAAAAGAUACAUUCAACCUCAACCUAGAGGGAGGGUUUUGGUUAAACUUUAAGAUUCGAGAGUAAACGUACACAAGUGAUAUACCCUAGCAUAAAAUCAUAUAUAAAGUGGGUUAAUGGUAAGGGGAAAAAUUAUAUAACAAGACAUCAUGUCAUACAUUAAAUAAGAAUACUAUGUUUAUAAAACUUGACGACGUGUCCGGUAAAGAAACUGGGCUAACCAGCUACUUUUACUCCUAACUACCGUAUACCUAGGUACCAAGUACAUCAGAGUGAGAGGACAUGACGACAGUUUAUUAAUAUAAUAGCUAAUAUUCACAUACCUAUUUGAUAUGAUAUAUUGGAUUCCAAUUAAAUUCUAUAAUUAUGUUA